This is a messenger RNA of Diuraphis noxia (Russian wheat aphid), 1920 nucleotides long. RefSeq names its product Y+L amino acid transporter 2-like. Gene Ontology annotation, biological process: amino acid transmembrane transport. The record is from RefSeq and is a predicted model, not a curated record. Gene Ontology annotation, molecular function: L-amino acid transmembrane transporter activity. Gene Ontology annotation, cellular component: membrane. Lineage: Eukaryota; Metazoa; Arthropoda; Insecta; Hemiptera; Aphididae.
CACGCUGCCGCCACCGCCACGGGCCGACCGGACGCAGACUGUAGAGUGCAGACACACAACAGUAUCACACACGUGUCGUGUAGUACCGGCGUAACGCGAGCAGUCUCGUUUGGCGAUGCGGCGGCGUUUCGAACUCGUUACCGUCAUUGUACAACUACCGCGUUAUAAUUUAAUCCUGUCCGCGCCACGGCAACUACAGUACGGUUGUAGUUAUUAGUUACCUAGUAGUUACACUGUUACGAAAAUAUAAUAUAAACUAACCCAUUCGUUUCGCGGCAGAAAAUGAAUACAGCAACCACWGAAAAUGUCAAAAUCACUGACUCAAUUCCCGAAGAAACKGGAGAUAGAGUCAGGCUCAAAAAACAACUCGGUCUCCUCGAAGGUGUUGCCAUUAUUUUGGGCAUUAUAUUUGGAUCAGGUAUAUUUAUCUCGCCUUCGGGAGUGAUGAUAGAAGCUGGAUCGGUCGGUGUCAGCUUGACCAUGUGGAUUCUGUGCGGCAUGCUGUCCAUGAUCGGAGCACUGUGCUACGCCGAACUGGGCACCUCCAUACCGCGAUCGGGCGGCGACUACACGUACCUGUUCGAGGGAUUUGGACCACUGCCGGCGUUCCUUUACUUGUGGGACGCUAUGCUCGUGUUUGUGCCAACAACCAACGCCAUCAUGGGACUGACGUUCGCCAACUACGUCAUUAAGCCGUUCUUUCCGGAAUGUGACAAUCCGGACGAUGCGGUCAGACUCCUGGCGGCUGCCGUGAUUUGUUUCAUAACUUUUAUCAACUGCUGGAACGUCAAGGCCACCACUAAAGUCCAAAAUGUGUUUAUGUUCACCAAGAUAUCAGCUCUGAUUUUGAUCAUCGUGUGCGGCGGCGUUUACAUGUACUCAAACGGAUUUUCCAAGUUCAUGAACCCUUGGCAAGGAUCGGUCACAGACCCUGGCAGACUGGCCGUGUCCGUUUAUUCCGGAAUAUACUCGUACUCGGGAUGGAACUAUUUGAAUUUCAUGACAGAAGAGCUCAAGAACCCUUACGUGAACUUGCCGAGGGCCAUUUACAUUUCCAUGCCGUUGGUGACCAUUAUCUACGUGCUGGCCAACGUCGCGUACCUAGCCGUUCUGACGCCACACGAUAUGGUGACGACCAAAGCGAUCGCCGUCACUUUYGGUCACUUGGCAAUGGGUUCGUUUGAAUGGAUUAUGCCACUGAUGGUUGCCCUUUCAGCAUUUGGUGGUCUUUGUGUUCACAUCAUGACUUCAUCCAGAAUGUGCUUUGUCGGAGCGCGAUACGGUCACUUCCCCACAUUCUUGUCAUACAUCAAUGUGGAAAGGUACACACCCACCCCAUCUUUAGUGUUUUUGAACAUCUUAUCUUUACUCAUGCUUUUUACAAGUGAUGUUGGGAUGCUUAUUACAUAUUCGAGUAUUGUGGAGGCGUUCUUCACAAUGCUUUCAGUCUCUUCAGUAUUGUGGAACCGAUGGAAGCGUCCAAACAUUAACAGGCCAAUCAAGGUUUCCCUUUGGAUCCCAAUCACGUACGUAAUAGUGUCAUUAUUCUUGAUUGUGUUGCCGUGUUACGUAAAACCUUUUGAAGUUGGCAUGGGAGUUGGUAUCACCUUGUUAGGCAUUCCAGUGUACUAUUUAUGUGUAGUUUGGAAGACUAAACCUAUGUGGUUCCAAAAUUCAUUAAAGCACGUGACUUUCACCAUCCAAAAGUUAUUUGUUAGUGCCAAAGAAGAAAAAGCAGAGGACAUUUGGGAAUAAUGAAAUAGGUUUACAAUUUUAUUAUCUACUUGUCAAUUAUUGAUUUUUUAACGGUUUUGAAUUAUUCGUCUCAAACAUUUUCACUGAGAACCAUUUAAUUUUUUUCUUACUUUAUAUGUUACUCUCAUGUGUUUGUUUUAUUUUUAAAGACAUGACAUUUUUAUA